AUGAGGGUCUGGGCCUCCAUACUAACAGUGGCGAUCUGCUUAACGCCCGCCUAUUCAAAGAUUAACCGCAAAGAGGUAGUGCAGAGCUUCAACCCAGUUCGAAAUGCGAGUUCCAAUUCAACUCCCGUCCAAGUAGGUAAUGGCAACUUUGCCUUUGGAGUUGAUAUAACCGGCCUGCAAACGUUCAUGCCAUUUGGCACUCUUUCAUCUUGGGGCUGGCAUAAUUUCUCUUUGCCAAUAGCACCAGGCCAAACCUCACCGGCAGAUUUCACAGGCUUGGACUGGUGGACUCAUGGCAGACUUGUAAACUAUGACCAGUCAAAUCCCGCAGAACCACUCAUAUCCAACUGGAUGGUACAGAACCCUCAGCGGAUCAACCUUGGACGAAUUGGGUUUUGGUUUGGCAACGAAACUGUUACUGAGACAGACUUGUCAGAUAAAUCUCAGACUUUAGACCUCUACUCUGGGACGAUCGUCUCUCAGUUUAAGGUCUCGGGAUCACAAGUGAUUGUCAAGACUUACGUGGACCCAGGUUCUGACUCUGUUGCUAUUCAAAUCGAAUCUGAUCUUUUGAAAGGCGGCCAACUGGGUGUAUUCUUCGACUACCCGUAUUCAGAUGUCAACAAAUUCGAUGCUCCAUUUGUCGGAGUUUGGAAUGCUACAUCACAGCACUCUACUUCACUCCAAAAGAGCCCAAAGCAAGCCCAAAUUACCCAUAACAUUGAUAAAACUACGUAUUACACAGCGAUUCAGUGGUCCGGAUACGCUUUGAUAAAUGGACCAUCGAACUCUACUCACCGAUAUGUCCUCCAGCCAAGAGGAGAUUCGAGUUUAGACUUGACGGUUAACUUCUCGCGAAAGAGUAAUCAAGCUGGAGACGAUGCAAGUUUAAUUGCCAAAUCAUCAGCGGACUGGUGGCAAGAUUACUGGGAGACUGGCGCUUUUAUUGAUCUCACCAGAUCAAAUAAUGAAAAUGCCACCGAGCUUCAGCGUAGAAUUAUACUUUCCCAAUACCUUCUUGCAGUCAAUGAAGCUGGACAGGACCCGCCUCAGGAAUCGGGGCUUGUAAACAAUGGAUGGUACGGGAAAUUCCAUCUGGAGAUGGUUGUGUGGCAUCUGAUGCACUGGGGCCGAUGGGGAAAAUGGGCGUUGUUGAAUCGAAGCAUGCCUGGAGUCUAUGAGCGGUUCCUACCAACUUCUAUUCAAAGAGCGCAAUAUCAGGGUUAUACCGGUGCUCGAUGGGGCAAGAUGAGUGAUCCAUCAGGGAGGUCAGCUCCCGGAGAAAUCAACUCGCUCUUGAUAUGGCAACAGCCGCAUCCAUUUUAUCUCGCUGAAAACGAGUACAGGACUUUCCCAACCCAGAACACUCUGCAGAGAUGGGAUGAAAUAUUGACACAAUCGGCUGAGUUCAUGGUCUCUUUUGCUUGGUACAACACCUCAACAGGUUUCUACGACCUCGGUCCCCCAAUGUACCCAGUCUCCGAAAACACCCCCCCAAACGCAACGUUCAACCCAACGUUCGAACUCGCCUACUGGCGUUUUGGCCUCACCAUAGCAGCACAAUGGAAAACCCGCCAACACCUCCCCAUCCCCCCUUCCUGGCUGCACGUAGCCCAGAACCUCGCUCCCCUCCCCAUAAUCAACGACACCUACCCCAUCUACCAAGACAUGCCAAACAUGUGGACGGACGCCACUACAGUCUACGAUCACCCCGCCAUGACUAGGCAUCUACGGCCUCCUACCCCCAACCGCGGAUCUCAAUCUAACACUUCGCUCUGGGAUUUUGCACAUCUCUUUGGCUGGGACUUCCCCAUGCUAGCUAUGAACGCCGCAAGACUCGGGCGGCCGGGAAAAGCGGUCGAGUAUUUGCUGCAUGCUGGUUUUGCGUUUGAUGAUGUGGGGAUGCCGAUUGGGGGGCCCAGGGUAGCGACGCCGUAUUUUCCAGCGUCGGGGAGUUUGCUGCUGGCUGUGGCGAUGAUGGCGGGAGGUUGGGAUGGGAGUGAGGGGGCGCGGUUUCCGGUUGGGUGGAAGGUAGAUGUUGAGGGGUUUGAACCUGCGCUUUAG
Messenger RNA from Lachnellula hyalina, 2064 nucleotides. RefSeq lists its product as uncharacterized. The transcript has 4 exons. The record is from RefSeq and is a predicted model, not a curated record. Bases 1 to 2064 code for a protein of 687 amino acids. Gene Ontology annotation, biological process: carbohydrate metabolic process. NCBI's taxonomy places the organism in Eukaryota, Fungi, Ascomycota, Leotiomycetes, Helotiales, Lachnaceae.